Odontomachus brunneus is the source of this 840-nucleotide messenger RNA. Its product is annotated as 60S ribosomal protein L19. The record is from RefSeq and is a predicted model, not a curated record. The transcript has 4 exons. Gene Ontology annotation, cellular component: ribosome; cytosolic large ribosomal subunit. Gene Ontology annotation, biological process: translation. Lineage: Eukaryota; Metazoa; Arthropoda; Insecta; Hymenoptera; Formicidae. Gene Ontology annotation, molecular function: RNA binding; structural constituent of ribosome. Bases 163 to 765 code for a protein of 200 amino acids.
GCGUUUCUAUCCAUCUUCAGAAAUGCACCAAUCAGAAUAGAGUAUUUCCAUCCAGCGAGCAAAUCAGUAUGAAACGAGCAUCGUGUGCCGCAGGCUCCAGAACGCUCGACAAAACGCUGGAUCCAUUUUUACUGGGGGGGUGAAGAAUUUGCAGGCAACAUAAUGAGCUCUUUGAAGCUGCAGAAGAGGCUGGCAGCCUCUGUUAUGCGAUGUGGGAAAAAGAAAGUCUGGUUAGAUCCUAAUGAAAUCAACGAAAUCGCUAAUACAAAUUCCCGACAAAACAUCAGGAAACUCAUUAAGGAUGGUUUGAUCAUUAAGAAGCCAGUUGCUGUACAUUCGCGGGCACGUGUUCGCAAGAAUACCGAGGCUAGACGCAAAGGACGUCACUGUGGCUUUGGUAAAAGGAAGGGUACUGCAAACGCGAGAACACCGCAGAAAGACUUGUGGAUACAACGUAUGAGAGUCUUACGUCGACUGCUGAAGAAGUACCGUGAGACUAAAAAGAUAGAUCGUCAUCUGUAUCAUUCCUUGUACAUGAAAGCCAAGGGUAACGUCUUCAAGAACAAACGAGUACUGAUGGAAUUUAUUCAUAAAAAAAAGGCGGAGAAGGCGCGCGCCGAGAUGUUGUCGGAUCAAGCGGAAGCUCGUCGUACGAAGGUCAGGGAGGCGCGCAAACGACGCGCGGAACGCAUCGCUACGAAGAAGCAAGAGCUCCUGCAGUCGUAUCAGCGCGAGGACGAGGCUGCUGCGGCUCUGAAAAAAUAAGCUGGAGAUCAUUUAAGAUUGUGUAUAUUGAAGAUAAAACUAUGCAAAUAGAACAAAAACGGAACCAAAAAUAAA